Molecule: messenger RNA, 1353 nt
Organism: Prunus dulcis (almond)
Lineage: Eukaryota; Viridiplantae; Streptophyta; Magnoliopsida; Rosales; Rosaceae
Product: extensin-2-like
Exons: 1
Coding region: 1-1353 (450 amino acids)
Source: RefSeq, a predicted model, not a curated record
AUGGCCAAUCUUUGGCCAAGCCUGGUUUUUGCCUUGGCUAUAUGCUUCAUAGCCACCAAUGUAGCAGCUAGUGAUGACAAGCCUUACACUUAUUCAUCUCCUCCACCACCAGUUUACUACAAGUCAUCCCCGCCAUGGUAUCACCACCAAGAAACUCCACCCUAUUACUACAAAUCACCACCACCACCAUCUAAAUCCCAUCCCCCUCGUUAUAUUUACAAGUCACCUCCACCUCCCUCUCCAUCACCACCCCCUCCUUACAUCUAUAAGUCCCCUCCUCCACCAUCUCCAUCACCUCCCCCUCCUUACAUCUACAAGUCACCGCCACCUCCUUCUCCAUCACCACCCCCUCCUUACAUUUAUAAAUCACCACCACCACCCUCACCAUCACCUCCACCACCAUACAUUUACAAGUCACCACCACCUCCAUCUCCUUCACCUCCUCCACCUUAUGUCUACAAGUCACCACCACCACCUUCUCCAUCCCCGCCUCCUCCUUACGUUUACAAAUCACCACCACCACCCUCACCAUCUCCUCCUCCACCAUACAUUUACAAGUCACCACCUCCUCCGUCUCCAUCACCCCCACCUCCCUAUGUUUACAAAUCACCACCACCCCCAUCUCCAUCACCUCCCCCUCCUUAUGUCUACAAGUCACCGCCACCACCUUCUCCAUCCCCACCUCCUCCUUACAUUUAUAAGUCACCACCACCACCUUCACCAUCUCCCCCUCCACCAUAUGUUUACAAGUCACCACCACCUCCAUCUCCAUCACCUCCCCCUCCUUAUAUUUACAAGUCACCACCUCCUCCUUCUCCAUCCCCACCUCCUCCUUACAUUUAUAAAUCACCACCACCACCCUCACCAUCACCUCCCCCACCAUAUAUUUACAAGUCACCUCCUCCUCCUUCCCCAUCCCCACCCCCUCCUUACAUUUAUAAAUCACCACCACCUCCCUCACCAUCACCUCCUCCACCAUAUGUGUACAAGUCACCUCCUCCUCCAUCACCAUCACCUCCUCCACCUUACAUCUACAAGUCACCACCACCACCAUCUCCAUCACCUCCUCCUCCUUACGUAUAUAAAUCACCACCACCACCUUCUCCAUCACCCCCACCUCCAUACGUUUACAAGUCACCACCACCCCCAUCUCCAUCACCCCCACCUCCAUAUGUUUACAAGUCACCACCACCCCCAUCUCCAUCACCACCACCUCCAUACGUUUACAAGUCACCACCACCUCCAUCCCCAUCCCCACCUCCUCCUUAUGUCUACAAGUCACCGCCACCACCAUCUCCUUCACCUCCUAAACCAUAUGAUUACGCGUCUCCUCCACCACCCACUCGUUACUAA